Messenger RNA from Oncorhynchus tshawytscha (Chinook salmon), 1124 nucleotides. Its product is annotated as peptidyl-prolyl cis-trans isomerase A. Gene Ontology annotation, molecular function: peptidyl-prolyl cis-trans isomerase activity. Gene Ontology annotation, cellular component: mitochondrion. Lineage: Eukaryota; Metazoa; Chordata; Actinopteri; Salmoniformes; Salmonidae. The record is from RefSeq and is a predicted model, not a curated record. The transcript is spliced from 6 exons. Gene Ontology annotation, biological process: protein folding; protein peptidyl-prolyl isomerization; regulation of mitochondrial membrane permeability involved in programmed necrotic cell death. Bases 137 to 727 code for a protein of 196 amino acids.
UUUUACAAACCGUAGAUAUUCUUCCGAGAUCUUAGGGAAGACCUUCCUCCUUGCGGUCACAGCGGCAUAUGUAACCACUUAACGUGGUACUUCACACCAUCUCAAGUCCAUUUUAUGUUCACACCCAGCCUUAAAAAUGCUACUUGCCGCUUUACCGAGUGGGGUCAAGCUCAUUUCAGGACGUUCGUUGGCGUUUACCGCCGCUCGGAUGUGUUCUGCUGGCCCUGCAGCAGCCAACCCGGUCGUCUACUUUGACAUUGCAGCUGACAACCAGCCCGUCGGAAGAGUAACAUUCGAGCUGAAUGCAGAUGUUGUGCCCAAAACAGCAGAGAAUUUCAGAGCACUGUGCACAGGAGAACAUGGUUUUGGCUACAAGGGAUCCAUCUUCCACAGGAUCAUCCCUCAGUUCAUGUGCCAGGGGGGAGACUUCACUAAUCACAAUGGAACCGGAGGGAAAUCUAUCUACGGACUCAAAUUCAAAGACGAGAACUUCGAACUGAAGCACACGGGACCUGGCAUUCUGUCAAUGGCCAACGCUGGGCCCAACACCAACGGCUCCCAGUUCUUCAUCUGCACCGACAAGACAGAGUGGCUGGAUGGCAAACAUGUUGUGUUUGGCAGCGUGACCCAGGGACUGGAUGUGAUCAGGAAAGUGGAGAUGUUCGGCUCUCGUUCGGGGCGUACCUCCAAGAGUAUCACCAUCGCGGACUGUGGAGAGCUUAAGUAGUCUGGGAGUCCCAAGUUGUACCCUAUUCCCUAUAUAGUGCACGACAUUGGGGACAUGGGGCACGCCCACCAAGCGGGCAUGAUGGUUUCUAAUAGCCUGGUGUGAUUAUAAUUUUUUCAAAUUUAAUUUGUAUUAUUGUUGGACAUAAAAGACCUAAAAACACGAGGAAAUGAGUUCCAAGUUAUUUUAAUUUUAGAAAUCUGUUCCCAGGUAUAAUAGAGAUGUGAUUGUAUACCAAUGUAAACGAGGUUGGAAAUCAGAUUUAGAUCUUCCUCUUUAAACACAGUGACAAUAGCGUGUUUUGUUCUUUUUCCAGGAUAUUGUGUCAAACACUGUUUUUUUAGGGGGAAAGUUAUUCUGUGAUUUGAUAUUUUUUUAUAAAUGAUUUCUACCACUG